Messenger RNA from Striga asiatica, 2153 nucleotides. The record is from the annotation of a GenBank genome assembly. NCBI's taxonomy places the organism in Eukaryota, Viridiplantae, Streptophyta, Magnoliopsida, Lamiales, Orobanchaceae.
CCGAAAUGAUAGAAGCUAUUCAUAUUCUUUACUUUGUUAUUUUUUAUUUUUUUUACCAUUCUUGAUUUCUCCGUUUUUAUAGUUUUUUCGGCACUGCCUGGAGUGAAAUUCAAAAGAAAUCAAAUAUGUCGAUUUUUUUGGAAUGAAACUUGAUAUGGAUAAGUGUUUUUUCUUUACUGUAUCGGAUUAUUGAAUUAUUCAGCUGUUUAUUUACAAGAUAUAUGAGUGUUUUUUGCUAUAAUUUUCUGCUGGAGCCCUUGAUGUAUAAUUUAUUUAUUUUUUCAGUGUCACUAAAAUUUUAGCUUGUGGGUGUAUACAAUAUCAAAAGGAAAUGAUCCCAUAUUCAUGAGUUGCAUGAUUCCCAUCAUUUAUUGUAAAUUGAUACAUAGGAAAAAUCGAAUCUUUAUUCCAGGUGCUCAGCUUGCAGUCCUUUAUUGGUCAUGCUAUUAAACUCCAAACCCAAUAAAAAUCCCAACUGUCUUGAUUUUUGCCUGGGCACACACAAUUGCUUGGAAAAUGCUAUUCUUGAUUUUUCCUGUUUAUGGAUUUUCGAUGGAAUCCGAUGUAUCGGAUGUGUUUGAAAUGAAAUUCGUUUUUUUUAUGGUUAUCAUGUCUAUAAUUCUGUGUGGAUAAGUGCGUUUUAUAUUGUAGCGAUUAUUGAAUCAUAUAGUUGCUUAUUUCCAAGAUUUCUGUAUGUUUCUGCUAUUUAUUUUAUAUUCACACAUAACAAAAAUCCAAUCUUUAUCCCAGGUGCUAGAAGCUUGCAGUCCUUUACUGGUUAUGGCAUAAACUCUCGAUUGUCUAGAUUUUUUCCGGGCAAAUUAGCUCGGAAAAUGCUAUAUAUCGAUCAAGACCCCGACUUUGAGAAUAUGGGCUACGCUUUUAGCAGAUUAGAGAUGGAAACUGAGGCUCUCGAUGGUUUGGGUUCGAACGAAGAGCCUAUCGAAAGCCCUCGGCCCAACAGACAGUCGAGCUUGUUAGAAAACGAUAUAGCUCAGUUGACUAAGCUUCAGUCGGGCCCACAAGAGAAUCUGAGCCGUGUUUUUCCUGGAAAGCGUGAAUUUCCUGUUUCGACCUUGAAGAUGUUGGCUGGGCGAGAAGCAAACCUCUCGGGAAAAGGGCGGUUUACGUCGGGUGACUGCCGUCAUGUUUUGAGCAGAUAUUUGCCGGUCAAUGGCCCGUCGAUUGUUGACCAUAUGGUGUCAAGAGCUUACGUGUCUCAGUUUUCGGCCGAUGGGUCCCUUUUUGUUGCUGCUUUUCAGGGGAGUGAAAUUAGAAUAUACGAUGUGGAAAAAGGAUGGAAAGUUCGAAAGAACGUUCUAGCUCGAAACUUGAGGUGGACAAUUACUGAUACGUCCCUGUCUCCUGAUCAAAGACACCUUGUUUAUGCUAGCAUGUCACCAAUUGUACACAUUGUCGAUAUCGGGUCCUCCACAAGAGAUUCUCUAGCAAACAUUAAUGAAAUCCAUGAAAGCCUCGAUUUCUCGUGUCCUGAAGAUAGGGGAUAUUCUUUCGGAAUAUUCUCUCUGAAGUUCUCGAACGAUGGCCGAGAGAUUGUAGCUGGAAGCAGUGAUGAGGAUAUUUACGUUUAUGACCUCGUAGCAAAUAAACUCUCCCUCCGAAUCUCGGCCCAUACGUCUGAUGUAAAUACUGUAUGCUUUGCUGAUGAAAGUGGCCAUCUCAUUUAUUCGGGAAGCGAUGACAAUUUUUGUAAGGUUUGGGAUAGACGGUGCCUUCGGUCUAACAGCUCACCCGCCGGGUACUUGACGGGCCAUCUUGAAGGUAUCACGUUUCUCGAUAGCCGUGGAGAUGGCCCAUACAGAAAUUAUGAAUGGGAUUACAGAUGGAUGGAUUAUCCUUCCCAAGCAAGAAAUCUAAAGCAUCCUUAUGAUCAGUCGAUAGCUACUUAUAAAGGUCACUCGGUUUUACGUACUCUCAUCCGUUGCUACUUCUCGCCUGAGUACAGUGGGGCCCAGGUCGCGAAAUUGCGGCACCAUAGAUCGACGGUUAGGGAUUGCAGCUGGCACCCGAACUACCCGAUGCUCGUGAGCUCGUCUUGGGAUGGGGACAUUGUGAAGUGGGAAUUCCCGGGAAAUUUGGAGGUGACGCCUCCCGCCAACAAAACGAGGCCAAGGAGGAGAUAUUUCUUUUAU